AUGGCAGUAUCAACUAACAACACGAGUUCAAAGACUCUAAAAAUGUCAACAUCAGGUAAAUUUGCAAGACCAGCAACAACACCAAGGCCAACUUCUAUUGCAGGAACAAGUAAUUUGUUUGUUAAGACAAGGCCGAACACAGUUGUCCGUGCUGAUCUCAUUAAAAACAAGGCGACAACGAAGAGGACAGAAUCCGUAAGUUCUGCCGGCAGAGCAAAGGACGACAAAGCUGGUAAGAAGCCAAAUCAAACCUUCAAGACGAAGCUGGUCAAUAAACACUGUACCUUUUAUCACAAAUAUGGUCGAUGCAAAGAAGGCGACUUUUGCGCUUACAAGCAUGAUCCAAGUCGAGUUGAGGUCUGCAAAUUGUGGCUCAAAGGAACCGAAUGCACAUUGAACAGCAAAUGCCCACUCCAACACGUCGAAUCUGCACACCUGAUCCCGCACUGUCGACACUUUUGUAAAGGCAUGUGCCUUAAAGAUGAUUGUCACUACACUCAUGUGAAGGUUAGUAAGCGGGCACCACACUGCAAAGACUUCAUGGUGGGUCGAUAUUGUCCGGCAGGAACAAGUUGUCGCAAGAAGCACGAGUGGGGUCUCUACGAAGAGACCGAAAGUGAAGCCGACAAGAAACGCGUUCGAGACUCUUUUGAAGAGGACGCUGAACGUGAAAAAAUCAAGAAACUUCGUGAAGAAAUGGCGAAAGGUGUAAACCCCUUUACGGCAGGAUGGACAUUUAUUCCAAUUGAUGAUGAUGACUGA
Funneliformis mosseae is the source of this 762-nucleotide messenger RNA. The record is from the annotation of a GenBank genome assembly. NCBI's taxonomy places the organism in Eukaryota, Fungi, Glomeromycota, Glomeromycetes, Glomerales, Glomeraceae.